This is a messenger RNA of Calidris pugnax (ruff), 7656 nucleotides long. It is a transcript of the gene VANGL1, whose product is annotated as VANGL planar cell polarity protein 1. The record is from RefSeq and is a predicted model, not a curated record. Gene Ontology annotation, biological process: multicellular organism development. NCBI's taxonomy places the organism in Eukaryota, Metazoa, Chordata, Aves, Charadriiformes, Scolopacidae. The transcript has 8 exons. Gene Ontology annotation, cellular component: plasma membrane. Bases 203 to 1783 code for a protein of 526 amino acids.
GUCGAUCGUGAGGAGCCAGGCACCCUCCCUUCCCGCCCUUCUGAUCAGAUUCCUUUUAUAUGAAGCUCAUCUGCUCCCUGAGGGCCAGACCUCACUGAUGACUGGGAAGCAAAGAGUACCUAGGAAAGCACUUUUACCACGGACUCCACCUCGGGAGCACCACGAACCCAUCUUCUAAGUGUGCCCCUUCCGUGCGGACCCGAUGUCUGCUGCAAUGGAUACAGAAUCAACGUAUUCGGGAUACUCCCACUACUCAGGUCACUCCAAAAAAGCCCACAGACAAGGGAGUCGGGACAGGCACAAAUCUCCGCGGAGCAAAGACGGCAGUCGGUCCGAGAAGUCUGUCACCAUCCAGACACCUCCAGCAGAGCCGCUGCUGGGGAACGAUGCCUCUCGGGCAGAGGAGGGCCAGGAUGACAACUGGGGUGAGACCACAACAGCAAUCACAGGCACCUCCGAGCACAGCAUCUCCCAGGAGGACAUUGCCCGGAUCAGUAAGGAUCUGGAGGACAGCGUUGGGUUGGACUGCAAACGUUACCUGGGCUUAACAGUGGCAGCUGUUCUUGGACUCCUUGUCUUCCUUACCCCCAUCGCCUUCAUUCUGUUACCCCAGAUCCUGUGGCGGGAUGAUCUGGAGCCGUGUGGUACUGUCUGUGAGGGACUGUUCAUCUCUGUGGCGUUUAAACUCCUCAUUCUUCUGAUUGGCACCUGGGCUCUGUUUUUUCGCCAGCCUAAGGCAGAUAUACCAAGGGUGUUUGUGUUUCGGGCCCUUCUGCUGGUCCUCAUCUUCCUGUUUGUGUUUUCCUACUGGCUCUUUUACGGCGUUCGCAUCUUGGACUCGAAGGACACCAACUACCAAGGGAUAGUGCAGUAUGCGGUGUCUCUGGUGGAUGCUCUGCUCUUCAUUCACUACCUGGCCAUUGUCCUGCUGGAGCUGCGGCAGCUGCAGCCCAUGUUCACUGUCAAGGUGGUUCGGUCAACGGAUGGAGAGUCGAGAUACUACAGCUUGGGGCACUUGAGCAUCCAGCGAGCUGCACUGGUGGUUCUGGAAAAUUACUACAGAGAUUUCACAGUCUACAACCCAGCCUUGUUAACAGCCUCCAAAUCCCGUGCAGCCAAGCACAUGGCUGGACUGAAAGUCUACAAUGUUGAUGGCCCAGGUAACAACGCUUCGGGGCAGUCCCGUGCCAUGAUUGCAGCCGCGGCCCGUCGCCGGGACUCCAGUCACAACGAGCUCUACUAUGAAGAGGCCGACCACGAGCGCCGAGUGAGGAAACGCCGCGCGAGGCUUGUGGUUGCAGUAGAGGAGGCUUUCACUCACAUCAAACGGCUCCAGGCAGAGGAACAGCAGAAAGCUCCAGGAGAGAUGAUGGACCCUCGAGAAGCAGCCCAGGCAAUCUUUCCCUCCAUGGCAAGAGCUCUGCAGAAGUACCUUCGCACCACCCGCCAGCAACAGUACCACAGCAUGGAGAGCAUCUUGCAACACUUGUCCUUCUGCAUCACCAAUAACAUGACACCAAAGGCAUUCCUGGAGCGUUACCUCAACCCAGGCCCAACCCUCCAGUACGACAGGGAUCGCUGGUUCUCCAAGCAGUGGACACUUGUCAGCGAGGAAGCAGUCACAAGCGGGUUACAAGACGGCAUUGUGUUUGUCCUCAAGUGCUUGGACUUCAGCCUUGUUGUUAAUGUGAAGAAAAUCCCCUUCAUCAAACUCUCGGAAGAGUUCAUAGACCCUAAAUCUCAUAAAUUUGUCCUCCGCUUACAGUCUGAGACUUCAGUCUAAGGGAUUUUGAGGGCAUACUGUAAAUCUCACGCUCCCCCUCUCCACAUGAUUGCGACGUGGGUGUUUUUGUUGGAGCUCUGCCUUACGCCCUGCGCCUUUGUGUCUCUGCUUUUGUGACCUGUCGCUGUCUCCGGGAGCGCUCUGCUCGCCCCUCCGCUGCAGAAACCCCCUGGGACAGCAGGGAUUUGCAGUCCCUCUUCCCUCGGGGAGGAUCUAGUGGGGGGGAACCCUUCAAAGGAUGGGUGUGAGAGCUUCUGUGAGCCACCUAACCUGGAGACUGAAGACUUUCAUUCUUUUCCUCCUCUCCAUGUGCCCUCUUCUGUCAGUGCUGGACCUGUAAGAGCAUAGUGGGGUGGUUUUUGCUUUCUGUGUCUCUGAAGCUGCUUGUCUUGAAGUGGAUCAGCCCAUCUUGCAGCCCUUCAAUUUUAUUUUUUUUUUUUUUUAACCAGUGCUUGUUAGUGAAACUGUUCUGCGUGGUGCAGCUCCCUGUUAUCUCUCACUUGCUUCCCUCUCUCCUGUUUGCCUGCGUCUCCCAAGGCUCCCUCUUUCUGUCCCCUUCCCUGUGGCUUUCUGAAUGUGUUUCUCUCGCCACGGUCCCCUCGGGGUCUGCCUUACCGCCCGUUCCUUUCGCACCUGCAAGGGCUGCCUGUUUGCACUGGGACGGGGCAGAGUAAGUACCUGGCUUCUCCUCCCAUAAAUCACAGACCCUCCCUACGUCUGACAGCCUCUUGAAGGGGAAGAGGGGUGCAGGCAGGAAUGUGCCUCUCCCUCUCCAGCUGGCUUCAAGUGCGUCUGGAGGAAAGAAGGGCAAAAGCAUUUCCCUCCUUGAGGAGAGGAGCCAGGGAAGGGCUGAUCUUCGCCACGUGCACUUGGCUUGGGAGAACUGCUGUGCUCUGGAAACGCUGCAGUGUGUCCUUCCCUGCCAUACGCCUUCAGCUAUAGCUAAGAAAUACCAAACUAUGUCUGAAUGUUGUAAAAUCUGCCUGCCUUUCUUGGCCUUCCUGUACUGCAGGAGGUUCUGCUCGGUGCCGGGACCUGCUCCUGUCAGAGAUGCCUAGCUCUUAAAUUGCAGUUUGGUUUGCAAGGCUGCCUUUGCCCAUCAGUGCAGCUUUGGUGUGUGACUUCUGUCCUCUCAGAUCUGCGGAGUUUUGAAAAGUUUGCUUUUAACGAUGGGCCUCUAAAGCGAUGUCUGAAGUCUGAUUGCCAGCACAGGGCAUUGUCUGACUCUGGAGCCAGCUCCGAGGCUGGCAGGGACCUGCCUUUAGUCAGGUCUCUCUAAGAACCCAGCUCUGUGGUGGUAGAUUUGCGUGUGCGAAUGCAAACGCUUGAUUCAUUUUGCACGCACACCCCCCUCAGUCUUUUGCCUUGCAAAUAUCUCUAUCAGGCAGGAUCUGACCUGCCUUCCAUACAGAUGUCUUAACACAGAGGUCCCCAGUUCAGCAAGGUGCAUAAGCCAGUGCCUUUUGCUGCCAGGGUGCAUUGUCUUCCAUGGGGAGCUGUGACAGCCUUUCCCACCCCCUCUGGCCUUUCCUGGGUUCCUUCACCAGCUCAUGGGGCUGCCCCUCGCUCCUACCAGCGCGAGGUGGCCUUGGCCAAGAGCAGGGCUCUGCCAGUCCUUCAUGGCAUGGCUGGUAUGGGCUGACUGGUGCCCACCAUGAGCCGGUGGGAGGGAGCAGCUGCCUUAAGCUGAGGUGCAAGGGACAUGGCAGGGGGGUCCAGCCUCUUUGAGCUUCAGCAGCAAUGGAGCUGCCAUGUCCAACAGCACCCACGAAUAGUCCACUUGGGAUCAAGGGAACGCUCUGGUGAGCGAGGGUCCAAAGCGGUGAUUCCUUAUCCAAGGGACACCUGCAGUCUCCUGCAUCUCUCCCACAAGUGCAUGGUAGCCACCUGGAUCCUGUGUUUUCCAUGUAAUGUGCCAGACAUGGUUGUGAAGAAACUAGAUGGCGCGGUACAUGAUGGGAUCAGGCCCACAUCCCUUAAAGGGUGGGAAUUAGGUAGAGUUUUCCCUUCCCUAAACUUAGUGUUUGCGUUUCUUUCUAGGUCAGACUUUCUGGUAGUCUGUACAGGGACUCCUUUAUUGACUGUGGCCUUUGCAGUAUUCUGUUUUGUAGAAGUACAUUAUUUUAUUCCCUCCUGGGGAAAAAAAAAAAAAAGGAAGUAUCUCACUCUUGGCUCUCCUAAAGAUGCAUGUAUCUGACUUUUAUGAUGUGCAUAACCAGCAAGGUGGGAGAGACUGGGAGUAGCUUGGGAGACUAUGGAGCACUUAUACCUGUGUGGAGGCUUCUGCCUGUGGCUGAAUUUGCUCGUUUCUCUGAAGCCAGAACAAGAACCACCUUGCCAGGGGCUUGGGUGUGCCAUGUGCGUGAGAGAGCACCUUGUCUCAGACAUCUCUGCAGAACUUCCUUACUUUCCCAGGAUUUCCUUCCCCUUUCCUUUUCCCUCCCCCCACGAGGGCGGUUGUCUGACAGUAUCUGCUCAGGAAACUCACGUCUUUAAUGGUGUUAAAUCCUUAAACACAUGGACAGCCAGGGGGGAAACAACACAGGCUCGCUCUGGGUCUGCUCCCCCGUCUGCGUGCUGUGGGUCAGCGCUGCCUUCUCUGCCUCCUGCCCAAAAGGACACUGUCCAGGGGGGGACAACUCCUGUGUUAAACACUCUUCCCUGUCUCAGCAGCGUGAAUACUUUGCUUGAUGAAAUCUGAAGGAGAGGACUUGGCCUCUCAGAGCGUUCCUUCAGAGUUGCAACCUGCCUGUGGGUGAGGAGAGACUAAAGGCGGAAUUGGGACUCCUGAGUAUUCCCUGGUUUUGUUGUUGUGUUGGGUUUUUUUUUGUCAUUUUAUUCCUUUCAGGGUUUUUCUUGUUUCCCCACUCCGUGCAAAAUCAGGGGACCACUGUCAUACCUACCUCUCUGGGGUGUUGUGAGGGUAAACUCCAACUUGUUGUCAAGUGCUUCGAGAUCCACAGAUGGAUCUGUGGCAUCUAUAGGAAUUGAGACUCUUCAUGAAAAUACUGAGCAGUGAGAGCAGACUGGUUUGUUUAACUCUGUUUAUAGCCAGCUAAUGAGUAAGAAUGGAGUCACAGGGAACGAAGCUCUGAUCCAAAAUCCUGCAGUCCUUCUUCUGCAGAGCUUGCCAAGAGCUGAGCAUAAAUAAGGCUUGUAGGAUUUGCCAGCCAAGAGCAGGCUGUUUUCCUCCAAAUGCCUCUCCUAUCCUGCAAUGUCUCCUUGCACAUAUUCUCCCUCCUCUCUCCCAGCCUGGAUGCUUGUACCUGGCUGGGAGAUGUUUGUCGUUUUUUUUAGAAUUCAACUGGUUCAUAAGACAACCUUGUUUGUGGUGAAGUGGACAACGUCCACCUCAGGAGGUGGAUAUCUUUCACUAAAGGCUGACCCACUGGGUAGGGUGCCAUGCUAUGUACCCAGGAGUGGUGUUGCCCCACUCUUGUCUUCCACGUUGGCAUUUUUCCUAUGGCUUUCAAGGACGCCACUUGGAUACUUUAAAGGCUUUGGUGUUUUUUGCUCUCAGAUUUGUUACAGCCUAAAUCCAAAGCCAUGCUGAGCUCUUCCAAAACCAGAUGCAGCUAAGACUUUCAACUGUUACGGAGCAGAUGGAAAUGGCUGUGGGUUCCCACAAAGGCAGGCUUUCUCUUUCAUGGCUAAAGAGUGGAGGAUUCAAAUUUCUUGCAGCUUCUAGGAGUGAUGGGGCAGAUAUUAAUCCCUUAAUACCUUGCCAGUCUUCUAACUGGGGUCUGGGUGAAGGUUGUUAACACAUCUCUGAGCCCCUCAUUGUCACGUGGCUGCAGCACUCUCAGAAGUAUUUUAGCUCUCCCCUUCCAUAGUGUAGUGGUGGUCCCUGACCCAAGCCCCAAGUCACCUUGGGGAGGUGUGGAGGGGAUGCUGCUUGCCACUACCAGUUUUCACCCUGGGAAGGGGAGAUGCUGCCACCCACACACCCCUGUGGGCAGCAGGGUAGCUGGGGUGGGAUGAACCCUGCAUGGAAAUAGUGGUGUGAUGCAGCUUGCUCACAGUGCAAGCUCAGCUCCUGCUUCUGGGGUUGUUUUGGGUGCCUUCAAGAGCGAUUCACCUCCUGAAGGGGGAUAUUGGAGAGAAAGGCAGAUCUGAUUUCAGCCUCUGCCAGCUAUUCUUCUUGACUUCUGCCUCUAAAAACUUUCCUUCCAGCAACUUCAGUCACUGCAGCUCCCAUCCUCCCCUCCCUGCGUCUUUCCCUGAAGUUCCCUAGUGAGGUAGAACAAGUACCCUCUGGGAUGGGAGGUGCUGGGGCUACAGCUUGGAGCUUGGGGGCAGCUCAUGAUAAGGCACAAAUCUGGGGGAGGUCUGAACAAAUCCCAGCCCCAACGGAGCCUCUUAACCUUUUCCUUUGGGAUGGGAAUCUCCACGCAAAGCCUCGGGAACUGGCUGUUGCCAAGUGUGCCAAAAGCUGCGAGGAAGCAGUUUAUGAACCUGGCCCUGCAUAAGUAGCUUUUAAAAGUCUCGUUUGAGAGGUGCUCGUUUCCAACACUUGCUGCUGAAGGAACUAGAAAGAUUCAUGCUGUGCUAAACGUGGAAACCUAUUCGAGCCAAUUUCAUCUUGCUUACCAAAACUUGUAAAUCUGCCCUUUUCAGAGGUAAAACAAAAAAAAAAAAAGAAAAAAAGCCUUGCAGUCUUUUGCAAAAAUGCUGUAGCCUGGUCCCACGCUCCACUGUUUAGCUGUGCUCCGUUCUGCCCUGCCGUAUGAGAGCUGUUCCUGAGGUCUGUGCACAGAUGUCUGUUUUCUCAUUCAGCUUGUGUGUCUGUGUGUGCUUUUUUUUCCUUAUAAAUGUGUGCGUUAUACAUGGCUAAAAGCCUCAAGCCAGGCUUGGUGGUUCGGUGUUUUAAACCCUGUUAAGAAAGAAGUGCUCUUGGGAUUGAGCUGUUGGGGUUUUGUUUGGUUUUUUUUUUAAAAAAAUAAUGAAUUAACACUCCCUUCCCCCCCUCCCCCCAAAUUUCUGUUCUCCUAAAAGAGAUGGCUUUGGGCCAUGAAGUCUCCUACAGGAAUAUGCAUCCUCCUGCGUUCAGGCUGCUGCCUCCAACAGAUGACGAUGACCAAAAGUUGCCGUUCCCCGCCAGGCUGCUCUGUGCUGGGUGUGGAUGGAUGGCUUUGGGAUGCUCCUCAGCACCAGCAGCACGGCCGGCAUCAUCCACAUCCCUCCGAGAGACUCUGCUUUUAUCCCUUGUAACGUACCCAAGCCCUGCGGGCAGCCAGCCCUGCUCUGCCGAGAGAGAGAGAGAGGGAAUGAAUCCUUCCCUCUGGCCGCUUCCCCAGCACCUCUCACCAGCGCUAACGAAGCUUGGGGGUACCCAUCUCCUGCGUGCAGGGGGCUGAGGGGAUGCUGUGGCUCGCUGCCUGCACAGGUGUUAACUGUGAAGGAAUCUUACACUCUUCUGUGCCUGUUUCUUUGAUUCAGCAUUAUCGUGUCUUGGGGAAAGGGGGUGGGAGCGAACGCCCUUCCCUCACCCCCUUUUGAUCACUGUGUAAUACUCUUUUUCUACACAAACUGUGUAUAGUAAGAUGGGUUUUGCCAAGGUUUUCUAAUUAAUAGACACUAACCAGCAUUUCUUUCCUAUUUCCCCCCCCCCCUCCUCUUUGCACAUGUGACUUUAACUGCAAUGGUACAUGGUCUUUCUGUUCUUUUCUAAUUGUGGACUUAAGUAAGCGAAUUCCUGGUGUCUGUGACAUUAAUGCACUGUGGGUCUAGCCUAGUAAGUUGUUCUGUUCCAAGCUGGGUUCUCUUAAGUUAUAGCUGGAUGGGGUUUUGUUGUUUUUAAACUGAAACAUAAAACCGUUUUACACUUUGCAUAUUUUGUACAGUAAAAAUUCUGGAAAUAAACUGAAACCAGA